AGCGAAUCUGCCCGGAUAUGAAUUCUGGAUAAAGAUACACACACCAUGAGCAGAUUGACGCGCCCGAAUCGCCCAGGACAACUUUCAUCGCAUCCAAACACCUUCCUGCCACUUAUCUGAUUAUCUCAUCAUAUUGAUUUCUUGGCGCGCUACGUCCACCCGAGUUCCGAGCAUGAGUAGCUUAAUGGCGAGCUUCCCUGCUCGAAUAGUUUCCACGCGCCGCCUCGUAGGCUUCGGAAGACAUUGUCCACUUCAACGAUGUAUUGAAAGAUGCGUCACCGUUCUACCCAGUACUAGACACAGAGCUCCAAGAAUCGUGUGCAUGGCGGAACCUUAUUUGAUAACGAAGCUGGAAUCCGCUGAGAAGACAUGGAAAGAAUUAUCGGUCAAGCUUGCCGACCCGGACAUCGUAUCGAAUCCAAGUGAAUACCAAAAAUUAGCACAGUCAAUGGCUGAACUUGAUGAGGUCGUUGCAACUUACAAGGGAUUUAAGGAAUGUGAGAAGCUGCUAGAAGAGACCAAAGCUUUAGCUAAGGAGGAUGGCAACGAUGAAGAUAUGGCAGAAAUGAUAAGUUAUGAAAUUGAGAGUCUUUCCAGGCAAAUGGCAGAGCUCGAGGAGAAGCUUAAGAUGCUGCUGCUUCCCAGUGAUCCUUUGGAUGCAAGAAAUAUUAUGCUUGAAGUACGAGCAGGAACUGGUGGUGAUGAGGCUGGAAUAUGGGCUGGUGAUCUUGUCCGAAUGUAUCAAAAAUAUUGUGAGCUGAACUCAUGGAAGUAUUCUCCUGUCUCAAGCUCUGAGGCUGAAAAAGGAGGAUUCAAAACAUUUGUGAUGGAAGUCAAAGGUAAACGUGUUUACAGUAAAUUAAAAUAUGAGUCAGGUGUCCACCGAGUUCAACGUGUUCCUCAAACAGAAGCACAGGGCCGUGUACAUACGUCUACUGCAACAGUAGCUAUCAUGCCAGAGGCGGAUGAAGUAGAAGUGGUAAUUGACCCAAAAGAUAUUGAACUUACAACUGCACGUUCCGGGGGCGCUGGAGGGCAAAAUGUUAAUAAGGUGGAGACAGCUGUGGAUCUUUUCCAUAAACCUACAGGCAUCCGAAUCUUUUGUACUGAAGAAAGAACUCAACUUCAGAACAAGAAUCGAGCUUUUCAGUUGCUCAGAGCAAAGCUAUAUGAGAUGAAGGUUCGGGAGCAGCAAGAGUCGAUAAGAAAUGAAAGGAAAUCCCAGGUUGGUACGGGUGCCCGGGCAGAAAAAAUUCGGACUUAUAAUUAUAAGGACAACAGGGUAACUGACCACAGACUGAAGGUCAACUUUGAGCUCACCUCUUUUCUUGAUGGUGAUAUAGAAAAUGCUGUUCAGUCUUGCGCUGCAAUGGAGCAAAAAACUCUGGAAGAACUUGCUGAUCAUGGUGCACAGGAUAUGCAGUUUUGACAAAAUACUGGUCACGGAUGGAAGAUCUGCUUUAUAGCUCUCCUCGUUUAAAUGAGUCUCACCAUCUCAAGUUUGCAACGUGUUGAGUUGAUCAUUCAUGUGUAGAUAAGAGGCACAUUUUACUUUUAGCAAUUUUGAAUACAAGACCCCACAUUCAUGUGAUGAACUGACGUCUGUAUCAUCGUGUAAAGUGACGCUAUUGACAGUUGAACUUUGGUGCUCA
Neltuma alba is the source of this 1652-nucleotide messenger RNA. RefSeq names its product peptide chain release factor APG3, chloroplastic. Gene Ontology annotation, molecular function: translation release factor activity, codon specific. The coding region runs from base 173 to 1429 and encodes 418 amino acids. The transcript has 15 exons. Gene Ontology annotation, cellular component: chloroplast. NCBI's taxonomy places the organism in Eukaryota, Viridiplantae, Streptophyta, Magnoliopsida, Fabales, Fabaceae. Gene Ontology annotation, biological process: chloroplast organization; thylakoid membrane organization; translational termination. The record is from RefSeq and is a predicted model, not a curated record.